Molecule: messenger RNA, 1292 nt
Organism: Camellia sinensis
Lineage: Eukaryota; Viridiplantae; Streptophyta; Magnoliopsida; Ericales; Theaceae
Source: RefSeq, a predicted model, not a curated record
GGUUGAGGCUGAGGAUGCUCUGCCCACCUCACAAUUGGCUGAGAGUAGAAAGAGUGCUUCUGCUUCUGCCAAGAGGUUUGCUGAGGCCCAGCCGUCAGAGUCCACUCAAUCGAAGAAGCCGAGGUUAUCGUCUGCGACGACCUCGGGUUCCAAAGUACCAAGAGUCCCCUAGGUGCUUGAAAUCACCCUGGAGGAUAAGCCUGUUCUAGCUUCUGACAGUGCCGAAGACAUAAACGUCGGCGUGGCACUCAGUACUGCUGUUCUCCUUCCUGGUGAUCUUGAGCGAAAUGCCAAGAUGAGCGAGUACGAGAACUACGCCCUCAUGCUCCAACGCUCUGUACAAGCCAUUCAACAUGCCCAUUCUCUCUCCAUGCAAGCUUUUAAAACAAGGGAGAAGUUGGCUGAUAUGAGGCGGGAGGUUUCUGCCUUGAAAAAGGAAAACAAAACUGUUCUAACUAAGAUGAAGAAGCUGGAAGAUCAGGCCGAGGCUGCCACUAAGGCCCAACAGAUGGCCGAAGAAAAAACGGAGUCUGCUGAGGUUAUCAGAAAAGUUGCCGAGGCUGAGAAAAAAGAGGCCGAGGUAAAAAAGGCCUAAGCCGAAAAAGAGCUUCAGAAGGCUCUGGUCACCAAAAAAGCCGAAAUCAAGGAAGCUGAUGAGAAGGCUUACGCCCAGGGCAUGACCGACGUUACUGAGGAAUAUAAACUUCAAGUCAGGUAGGCAUGCAACAGGGGCUUCUCUCUUGGUUGGAUGGCCCUUGCCAAGAAGCUUAACAUUCCUGACGAUUCGCCACUGCGCAAAGCCGACGAUAUUCUUCUUCCAUUUCCUCCACCUCCAAGCCAUGCUGAAGAUGAAUCUGAGUCUGAAUCUAAGGAUGAGGAUAAGGAUGAUGAUGAAACUUUGGUAAGGAAGCCCAAGGAUACCAGUGUGACCAAGUCACCUCCUCAGGAGGAUCAAGUCCUAGACAUGACUCAUGAGGAGGACGAGGAGGUUAUCAAGGAGACCACUCUUAGGCAAGCAUCAUCUGAUGUUCCUCAAAUCGGCAAGAGCAUUGAUGAAACCCUUGCUGAGAUCGACGCCGAGAUUGCUGCAGAUAAGGAAGCCGAGGUAUCUCUUCAGGAGACCUCUGAAGUUCAGAUCCAGCCCGAUACUGAUAUUGAGAAGUCUUAACUUUCAUGUCUUUUCUUUUGUACCCUUGUACUUUGUUUUGUUUUCUGGACAAUGUAAGCUUCCUCUCAUGGCCGAUGUGCCUUUCUUUGUUACUUCGAAACAAUUUACUUCUGGUAGGCCGUAG